Molecule: messenger RNA, 870 nt
Organism: Penicillium cinerascens
Lineage: Eukaryota; Fungi; Ascomycota; Eurotiomycetes; Eurotiales; Aspergillaceae
Product: alpha/beta fold hydrolase
Exons: 1
Coding region: 1-870 (289 amino acids)
Molecular function (GO): epoxide hydrolase activity
Source: RefSeq, a predicted model, not a curated record
AUGGCUCUGAUCCAACCUCCUCAGCUCAAGAGAGCCCAUCUACCCAAAAGUGGCGUUCGCAUGUUCUACCGUGAACUGGGCAGAGAAAUCGGUCGCAAAACGAUUCUUCUACUUCACGGCUUUCCAUCGUCGUCCCAUCACUAUAGGAAUCUACUUCCCAUCCUCGCCAAAGAGUAUCAUGUCAUUGCUCCGGACUUCCCAGGCUUCGGCUUCACGGAAGUGCCCGAAGGUUUCAAAUAUUCGUUCCAGUCACUCACCGACACGCUCGCCGAGUUUUUGGAUAAGAUAUCUUUGACGAAAUUCUCUAUGUACCUCUUUGACUACGGUGCUCCCAUAGGCCUUCGCCUGGCCUUGCAACGUCCAAGUGCCGUCGAAGCCAUCAUUUCGCAAAAUGGCAACGCCUACGCUGAAGGGUUCGGUGAUGUCUGGGGCCCCAUUCAGGACUUCUGGAAAAGCGAAAACUCCGUGGAAGACCGCACAAAAAUAUCGAACGCUAUGUUGACGUUCGACAUGGUCAAGUUUCAGUACAUCGAUGGAACACCCACCGCUAGCGACAUUGCACCAGAGUCAUAUGCUUUGGACUACGCUCUCCUAGAGCGUCCUGGGAACAAAGAUAUCCAAAUUGAUCUUUUUAUGGAUUAUCAAAAUAAUGUUGCCUUGUAUGAAAAGUUCCAGGAGUACUUCCGCUCUUCCCAAGUGCCACUCCUGGCUGUCUGGGGCAAAAACGAUGUUUUCUUCGUCCCGGCGGGCGCUGAGGCUUUCAAGAAAGAUCUGCCUGGUGCGCAGAUAAGUCUCAUUGAUGCCGGUCACUUUGCCUCUGAGAGUCAUCCUCAAGAAAUUGCGGACCAGAUAUUAUCUUUCUUGAGGUGA